Molecule: messenger RNA, 2522 nt
Organism: Ahaetulla prasina
Lineage: Eukaryota; Metazoa; Chordata; Lepidosauria; Squamata; Colubridae
Gene: TXLNA
Product: taxilin alpha
Exons: 11
Coding region: 259-1971 (570 amino acids)
Molecular function (GO): syntaxin binding
Source: RefSeq, a predicted model, not a curated record
CGCUGCUUCCUCGCAACCCUGCGGAGCGUUGAGGAGCCGCUCAGCGGAGGGAGGCUGGAACGAGACCCCGGCAGCCACGAAGCAGCGGGGAGAAGGAGGCCCAGCAGCCGCGCCAGGACAGCGGAGGCCCGGAGCGGCUGGUCCUCUGGUUCGCCGAGUCGCUUCGAACGCGUCAUACCUCUCGGGCGUGACGUCACGGCGGCAGGGAGUGACGUGAUAAUACGAUACUGCCAAAAGUGGCUUUGAAAGUGAGGUACAAUGAAGAACCAAGAUGGUGAAAGCAAAACGUCUCUUCUACCCCCCAGCCCUUCCCAAAUAAGGGAUGCUCUGGGGCCAGAAGAUAGUGACUUAGCCGAGGCUCCUGGAGGGAUUGCAGGAAGUGGAGAUUGUCGCCACCAACUUGGCCUCUCCGGCUUGAAACACUUUGCUGAUGACAGGCUUGAAAUGCCAGUGAACGAGGAGCAGAGGAAGAAAGAAGAAGCACAUCUGGCAGAGGAGGCUCUGCCUUGCCAGCCAGUCCCUGAUGUUUCUGAAGAGCUGAGCAGACAGCUGGAGGAUAUUCUGAGCACUUAUUGCAGGGACUCCAACCAGGAAGGGCCUGGAGAGGACAAUGGCCAGAAUGAGUCUGUGGAGCUGGAUGAACCAGAGAAGUGCCGAAGUGACUCCCCCCGGAACGGGGACCAGGAACAGAGCUGCCCUGAGAUAAAUGGCGAGAAGGAGAGUCCCAGGGGAAUCGGUGAUGAGAGUGGAGAGCGUGACCACAAACGAGUCCAGGAGAAAAAGAAGCCCAGAGGGCUUGGCAAGGAGAUCACCCUUCUGAUGCAGACCCUCAACACCCUCAGUACAUCUGAGGAGAAGCUGGCAGCCCUCUGCAAGAAAUACGCGGAAUUGCUGGAGGAGCACCGAAACUCUCAGAAGCAGAUGAAAAUCCUGCAGAAGAAGCAGACUCAGUUGGUGCAAGAGAAGGACCAUCUCCGAAGUGAGCACAACAAGGCCGUUUUGGCUCGCACCAAACUGGAAAGCCUCUGCCGGGAGCUACAAAGACAUAACCGCACUCUCAAGGAGGAGGGGGUCCAGCGAGCUCGCGAGGAGGAAGAGAAGAGGAAGGAGGUAACUUCUCACUUCCAGGUGAUGCUCAAUGACAUCCAGCUGCAGAUGGAACAGCACAACGAACGCAACUCCAAACUGCGCCAGGAGAACAUGGAGCUGGCCGAAAGGCUGAAGAAGCUCAUAGAGCAAUAUGAACUGCGAGAGGAGCACAUCGACAAGGUCUUCAAACACAAGGACCUGCAGCAGCAGUUGGUGGACGCCAAACUCCAGCAGGCUCAGGAGAUGUUGAAAGAGGCGGAGGAGAGGCACCAACGGGAAAAGGACUUUCUGCUGAAAGAGGCUGUGGAGUCCCAGAGAAUGUGUGAGUUGAUGAAGCAACAGGAGGCGCAUCUUAAGCAGCAGCUGGCUCUUUACACAGAGAAGUUUGAAGAGUUUCAAAACACCCUUUCCAAAAGCAGCGAAGUGUUCACCACGUUCAAGCAAGAAAUGGAGAAGAUGACCAAGAAGAUCAAGAAGCUGGAGAAAGAAACAACGAUGUACAGAUCCCGGUGGGAAAGCAGCAACAAAGCCCUUCUAGAAAUGGCGGAAGAGAAAACCCUCCGGGACAAAGAACUGGAAGGGCUGCAAGUGAAAAUCCAGCGCCUUGAGAAGCUGUGCCGGGCCCUGCAAACCGAACGCAAUGACCUGAAUAAAAAGGUCCAGGAUCUGUGUGCCUUUGCGUCUCUGACCACAGGGGCGGAGGUCAAGGAUCAGCCCCACGGCAUCCCGGAGGAGCUGGCCCUGCAGGCCCCCCAGGCAGGAGAGGGCUUUGGUCUGGCCCAGGCAAUGGGCCACGCAGGGCCCCCUGAGCAGCCUGGGGCAGUGAGCACAGGCCUGGCUCCCAGGCAGCCAGCAGAGGAAGCUGCUAACUCUGCUCCGUAAAGGGGAAGGAAAUGCAGGCAGUUGCCACUUUCUCCAGGUGGAUCCGUUCCUCUUUCGAGGCCCCAGGCUCGGAUGAAAACUGUUUCGGGGCUUUCAGGUUAAAGCUUUUGACAAUACUGAAUGCUUUUUUGGCUUUUAAAAUAAUCUCUCUGUAUUAUCCAACACGAUGUACAGCAGCAACAUCCACCUUUUCUAUAUAGAUCUAUAAAUGAAAUUGACUCUGUUCUCCGCGUGGUGCUGUGUGAACAUCUAGGCGUGUGGCAAAUCCAGCCAUGUUCCUUUUAAAAGGUGGGAAGCUAAUUUUGACCUCCUCCCACUGCAACAUCUGGCUGUUGUAGCUCUCAGUGAGUGCCAUACUAAUGCAGAUGCAAAGCAAAAAUCCCAGUGGGACUUUGAGGGUUGAUUUUUUUCCCCCUGAAAUUUUCUCUCUUUUUUUUUUUUUAAUUACCAGAUCUGCCCUUUAAAGCCAGUGCUGGAGACUCAGGAGUUUGAUAAUGUGGUAGAUGAUUCUUUUUAGUCUGUAGUUUGCAGGGCGGGGUGGGUGGGGGUGG